ACACAGUCUUGUUCCUGAGAACUGGUGGGCAGAGCAAACUCCACUGCUUCCGUUCAGAAACCUCGGAGCAGACCCUUGCCUGCCAAUUCCCAGCUCUCCGGCCAGCUUCUGAUCAUUAGCAGUGGGUCGGCUCCCAUGAAAUCCUCAAAGGCAUCCCAGCGCUACAGAGGCAUCCGGAGAAAUGCCAGCCACUGCUACCUCUACCAGGACUCUCUGCUGCUCAGCAACUUGGACGACAGCUUUAGUGCUGAUGAAACAGGGGACAGCAAUGAUCCGGAACAAAUCUUCCAGAAUAUACAGUUCCAGAAAGAUCUCAUGGCAAACAUUCGCUGCAGACCCUGGACUAUGGGGCAGAAGCUGCGGGCAUUGAGACGAGCAAAGGAGAUUGUGCUGAAGUUCGAAGGGAGGCUGACCAGGACCCGAGGCUACCAAGCAGCAGGUGCAGAGCUCUGGCGGAAAUUUGCUCGUCUUGCCUGCAACUUUGUGGUCACCUUCAUUCCCUGGGAAAUGAGGAUAAAGAAAAUCGAGAGUCAUUUUGGAUCUGGUGUUGCUUCCUAUUUCAUAUUCUUGAGAUGGUUAUUUGGAAUUAAUAUUGUGCUCACCAUCAUGACAGGUGUUUUUAUUGUCAUUCCAGAGCUGAUUGCAGGCCAGCCCUUUGGAAGCACAGCCAGGAAGACCAUCCCCAAGGAGCAAGUUUCGUCUGCCCAAGACCUGGACACCGUCUGGUCUCUGGGGGGCUACCUCCAGUAUUCAGUGCUCUUCUACGGGUAUUACGGCAGUGAGAGGAAGAUCGGAAGAGCUGGCUACCGGCUGCCCUUGGCAUAUUUCCUCGUGGGGAUGGCAGUGUUUGCUUACAGCUUCAUCAUUCUUUUAAAAAAGAUGGCUAAGAACUCCCGCACAAGCCUUGCCAGUGCUUCCAAUGAAAACUACACCUUCUGUUGGCGGGUGUUCUGUGCCUGGGAUUACCUCAUUGGAAACCCGGAGGCUGCAGAGAGCAAAACAGCCGCCAUUGUGAACAGCAUCAGGGAGGCGAUAGUGGAAGAACAGGAGAAAAAGAAGACCAAAAACCUGGCAGUGACGAUCUGCCUGAGGAUCGUUGCCAACAUCCUGGUCCUUCUCUCGCUGGCUGGGAGCAUUUAUCUCAUCUACUUUGUGGUCGACCGGUCCCAGAAGCUGGAGCAGUCCAACAAGGAGCUGACACUUUGGGAAAAGAAUGAGGUCAGCGUGGUGGUCUCCCUCGUUACCAUGAUAGCACCAUCAGCCUUUGACCUCAUUGCCGCCUUAGAGAUGUACCACCCCCGGACCACACUGCGCUUCCAGCUUGCAAGGGUCCUUGUGCUGUAUCUGGGAAAUCUCUACAGCCUGAUCAUUGCUCUCCUGGACAAAGUUAACAGCAUGAGCAUUGAGGAAACGGGUACCAAAAAUAACACAAGUCAUUGGAUAGAUUCCACCACCUUCUUUGCAACCAGGACAGAUCCUGAAGAAGAGAAAUGGUCCACACCUCAGCCUGGGAUGGGGCUCAGGAGAAACAGCACAUGGGCCUGGGAAGAGACCAGCAUUUCAGCCUAUACCACGCCUCUUGCAAAGGCCAACAGGACCACUCUCUACACUCAGAACCCACAAGACCAGUGCUGGGAGACAUACGUCGGUCAGGAGAUGCUGAAGCUCUCCAUCAUUGACAUGCUCUUCACCGUGGCGAGCAUUCUGCUCAUAGACUUCUUCCGAGGACUUUUCGUCCGGUAUCUAAGUGACUGCUGGUGUUGGGAUCUGGAAAGCAAGUUUCCUGAAUAUGGAGAAUUCAAAAUAGCUGAGAAUGUGUUACAUUUAGUCUAUAACCAAGGAAUGAUUUGGAUGGGGGCCUUCUUCUCCCCAUGUCUCCCAGCAUUCAACGUUCUCAAACUCAUUGGGCUCAUGUACCUGAGGAGCUGGGCUGUGCUGACCUGCAAUGUGCCCCACCAGCAAGUAUUUCGAGCCUCCAGAUCCAACAAUUUCUACUUGGCAAUGCUCCUGUUUAUGCUGUUUCUGUGCAUGCUGCCAACCAUUUUUGCUAUUGUCCGAUAUAAGCCAUCUCUAAACUGUGGGCCAUUCAGUGGACAAGAGAAAAUUUAUGACAUUGUGUCAGAAACGAUUGAGAAGGACUUUCCAGCAUGGUUUGGCUCCGUGAUGGAGCACGUCAGUAGCCCCGUGGUCAUCCUGCCUGCAGUACUCCUGCUUUUCAUGCUCAUCUAUUAUCUCCAGAGCAUCGCACGUUCUCUAAAGCUCAGCAACCACCAGCUCAAAAUGCAGAUCCAAAACGCAAGAUCAGAGGAUAAGAAAAAGGUUGCCCAGAUGGUAGAAGCCCGGAUCCAGACCCAGGAAGAAAGCACCAAGAAACUUCCAAACGACAGUGAUCUUACCAGCCAACUGUCCUCAGCACACUCGGGCACACCCCAGAAUAAUGGCAACAUGGUCCAUUUCGACUCAGAAAGCAGCAAGAGUGGCAGGAUAGAGACAGUUGCGCGGUCCAUGCCCCAGAGCCCCAGGUCAGGGAACAGGGCUCCCGGCUCACCUCUCCCUGGGUUCUCCAGACCCAGGCUAGAGCAUGAAACUAACAGGUAUCCACAUGGUCUGUGUGCGAGCACCAGCGAUCUUCACAAGAACAGAUCGCGCAUACCGACGACGUUUACAAAGCACAUCGAAGACGUGCACUCAAAACCUCUCUUCCGAAAAGACUUUCAGCAAAUCAACCCUCCUCACCGUGGACCAGGGGCUUCGACUUCGGUGGCACAGGGUCCCAGGCCCCACGCCCCCAGAUACUAUGUCAUUAACGAACGUGACUCUUACAAGAGAAAACAUCCAAAUGUCUGGCCAGAAAGACAUUUCAAGAUAGAUGCUUCAGGUGACAUUGUGGAGCUGUACCCCAGGAACAUGCGGCAAUAUGCAUCCCGGGUUCCCCGCCAGCCUCGCUCCCCACAGCUGAGUGAAGAGGAGGAGACGCCGAGGAGGGACUGGAUCAAACAGUCUCUUCCCCAACGCUCCCUGACGGACCUCCGUGGGGCUCCUCAUUUUUAUACUGGGGAGAGGUCCGAAAGUCAGACCCUGGCUCCCGAGCACCAGGGGAGGGUGCACUACAAGCCGUGGAAAGACGAUUUUGAGGGUCACCUUGACAGGCCCGCCUAUGUGCCCAAAAAGCCACGCUGGCGGAAUUUCCAAUACCCACAGCCCCCUCUGAAGCCCAGAGGGAAGCUCAGGUUCGAGCCAUCCCUCACGGAAUCGGACUCCGUGUCGGCGGCAUCCAGCAGUGACCAGCAGAACAGCGGCGCUGACCAGUACCUGCAGGUCACCCACAGCCAGCGCAGGUUCCCGAGGCCGGGGGGCCAGGCCGGGCGGAGGAAGGCCACGUCGAGGCAGGAGCUGACCAUGGAUCUGGACGACUUGAUUUGUUCAAACGUCUAAGCUGCCUCCAGGGUCCACUUCCCAGAGGUCAGGCCCCUGUUGGGCGUGCUGGGCCAGCACGUGGCAUCUCCCGUUCUGGAAAAAGAGGUGAACACGUGUUAGAGACCCGAGGGGCCCGGCCGCGGCUGCUGGCUGAGGUCCUGAGGCUGACGGCUGCAGCCACCUAGUCCACGGCUACUGUCAGCGCAAUCCAUGCGAGUUAGGCGGCACCAAAGUGUGUCACCAGCAGUGAAUCAUCAUGGGUCUGCAGCUACCUCAGUCCUUGCCUCCUCGGAAGAAAGAAUUCGGCAGAGGAGCACAAGACAGAGGACAAGACGGGAGAGACUGAGGCACGUUUUAGGGCAGGCAUGCAAGUUUACUGAAAAGCUCCAGAGCAGGAAUGAAAGAACUACAUACACUUGGGAGAGGGCCAAGCGGGCGACUUGAAAGAUGGAGUGCACUGUUUGACCUUUGACUUGGGGUCACGCUGGCUUUGCUUCCGGGGUCCUGUGCUACAUCUCCCCUGAUUCUUCCCUUGGGGUGGGCUGUCCGCAUGCGCGGUAGUGGCCUGCCAGCGCCUGGGAGGGGAGCAUGCGCAGUGUGCUUAGCGGAGUUGUGCACACGCUCACUUGAGGUUCUUCCCUUACCGGUGGAAGGCGCCGUAUUGUCUUUUAGUACGCAUGCUUGAACCCACUGCUCAGCUCCUGAGAUCUUACCAGGAAGCUGCUGAUUACCAGUUUCAGGUUUUUUCUAUCUAUUGGGAGACGGUCGUGCUCUGGUGCCAGCUGUGACCAAUUAUUAUUUUAGCGAGACAAUUAACAGCCACCUGACCAUCACCUGAUGUUCGCCUGACAUUCCUGGGGGUUGUCU
This is a messenger RNA of Saimiri boliviensis boliviensis (Bolivian squirrel monkey), 4284 nucleotides long. It is a transcript of the gene TMC3, whose product is annotated as transmembrane channel like 3. The record is from RefSeq and is a predicted model, not a curated record. Gene Ontology annotation, molecular function: mechanosensitive monoatomic ion channel activity. Gene Ontology annotation, cellular component: plasma membrane. Lineage: Eukaryota; Metazoa; Chordata; Mammalia; Primates; Cebidae.